Molecule: messenger RNA, 1392 nt
Organism: Epithele typhae
Lineage: Eukaryota; Fungi; Basidiomycota; Agaricomycetes; Polyporales; Epitheliaceae
Exons: 2
Coding region: 1-1392 (463 amino acids)
Source: RefSeq, a predicted model, not a curated record
AUGUUCGGUGAGCACGAAUCAGAGAGCCCCCGCGUCCCCAGCCCAUGGGACCCCUUCCUUCCCUCCCCGCCCACCGUCAGCCCUUCGCCUCCCUUCGCAAGUCCCGCCUUGCACAACGGCAUCCCCAAGCUCGUCCCAGAGGUCGAGGAGGGCAACAUUGAGUACAAGCUGAAACUAACGAACAUCUCCAACGGCCGCUUCGCGCGCCUCGUCACCCAGCUCAAAUGGCGCCUGCUCGAGGGCGGCGGCCAGGCCUACUACGAGCUCGGCGUCGCCGACUCGGGAGCGCUCAUCGGCCUCACCCGCGCCGACCUCGAAGAGUCGCUCGGGACGCUCGAGAUGAUGGCCGGCGAGAUCGGCGCAUCGGUCAUCGUCGUGAAAGAGAUCGAAGUCCCGCCCACCGUCGCUGCGCUCGCGGAUCUCGAGAGCGGGUAUACGGACCCAGACACGGGCGAGUGGACGCGGAAGAUGCGCCGGCGCGGCGCCCCCUCGGGCGAGCUCUCCACCUCUGUGACUUCGACCUCGACGACCACUCUGACGGACGGGGAGACGGACGGGGAAUCGUCGGCGCCCGAGUUCGCGGACCUGGACGACCUCUCGGAGCUCUCGAGCUCGCUGCAGACCCCCGGGGACGGGACCCCUGCGCUCGUUACGCCCGCGGCGAUCGCGCACCGGCACCUGCGCUCGGACCCGGCGUGGCCGACGGCGCAGUGCUCGCCGUCGAUCACGCCGCUCGACGACGACCUCGCGCUGUUCUCGAUGGAGCCCGAGCCGGCGUUCCGCGAGGACGCGGUGGACGCGGCGCUCGCGGGGGCCCUGGCGGACGACGAGCUGGAGGUAGUCGGGGCGGCGUGGGGCACGCAGCGGGCGUCGUUCGCGGGCGUCGAGAUCGCGGCGGUGUUCAAGCCACGGCCUGUGCGGCAGCGGGCGCGGGAGGGGACGGCGCUGGGCGCGACGGCGGGCCGGCACGGGAAGCGGCACAACAAGAACAAGGAAAAGAAGGUGCACCCGUGGCAGCAGCAGCAGGCUCCGCCGUCGUCGCCGGGUGAACACGCGGAGGAAAGCGGGGAGAGCAAGGAGGAGAAGGCGGCCCUGCGGCGGCUCGCGCGGGACCGGAAGCGGGAGGAGAGGAGGGCGGCGCUGGUCGCGAUGGCGGAGCACGAGCGAGGGGGUGAGAACGAGGCCGGGGCGGGAGUGGGAGCGGACGGGGGGCUGGGAACGGGGACUCAGGGCGCGGGAGUGCCGGGAGGGGUGGGGGAGGUCGUCGUCGUGGACGUGGUGAACGCGGGGGAGGGCGAGCGGGAGGGCCGGCUGAUUGUCGAGGCUCUGGUGGUCCGCAAGCUGUCGAUUGAGGAGGCGACGCUGGACUUUGGACGGCUUAUGGUGAUCUAA